AUGUACGAUGAUGAAACUAUUUUGAAAGCGGCUUCUAUCUAUGCUCAAGAUCUUUCAACUGAUGAUAAUUCUAUUCUUAAAGCAGAGUUGCGCAUUUGGAGACACCAAUGGAAAAAUAAGCAAAUUAAAACAGAUUCAGCUAUUGAUACAUUACCCCAUUGCACAACUGUCGUACCAAAUAUAAAAAUACUUUUACAAUUGUUUGCGACAUUGCCAGUCACCUCGGCGACGCCUGAACGUACAUUUUCAACUCUAAAACGAUUAAAAACAUAUCUACGUUCAACCAUGUCGGAAGAACGACUCAAUGGAUUGGCAUUAACAAAUAUUAACAAAAAAGAACUACUCUGUGAGGAUGAAAUAAUUAAAUUAUUUUCCAAAAAGGCACCCAGAAGGAUGCAAUUAGAAGACUGGAGCAAAUAA
This is a messenger RNA of Diuraphis noxia (Russian wheat aphid), 420 nucleotides long. RefSeq names its product 52 kDa repressor of the inhibitor of the protein kinase-like. Gene Ontology annotation, molecular function: protein dimerization activity. NCBI's taxonomy places the organism in Eukaryota, Metazoa, Arthropoda, Insecta, Hemiptera, Aphididae. The record is from RefSeq and is a predicted model, not a curated record.